GGCGGGGCAAGCCGUGGAGCGGGUGGGGUUUGGGAAGAUGGAGAAGAGGCGUGCAUCUUCAGACUCAGAGUCAGAAACAGGGUGCUGCAACCCAGUGAGAAAGGGAGGGCCUGUGGGUAUGGACCAUGUUCUUUUGGCACUGCAAGAAUCCAAGGAAGAGAGGGAUGUUCGAAUUCGAAGCCUUUUCAAUUUUUUUGACUCGGCCAAUCUCGGAUAUUUGGACUAUGCCCAGAUCGAGGGUGGCCUCUCUGCCCUUCAAAUUCCUCCUGAGUACAAGUACGCCAAGGAUCUUUUAAAGGUAUGCGAUUCCAAUAGCGAUGGGCGUGUUGAUUAUCAAGAGUUCCGCCGCUAUAUGGAUGAUAAAGAACUCGAGCUUUACCGCAUCUUCCAAGCUAUUGAUGUCAAACACAAUGGCUGCAUUUUGCCUGAAGAGCUGUGGGAUGCCCUUCUCAAGGCUGGGAUUGAAAUUGACGAUGAGGAGCUUGCCCGUUUUGUGGAAAAUGUUGAUAAGGAUAACAAUGGAAUUAUAACUUUUGAAGAAUGGAGAGAUUUUCUUCUGCUCUAUCCCCAUGAGGCAACCAUAGAAAAUAUCUAUCAGUACUGGGGAAGGGUAUGCCUUGUAGAUAUUGGUGAACAGGCUGUUAUUCCGGAAGGCAUAAGCAAGCACGUACAUGCAAGCAAAUAUUUGCUUGCUGGGGGAGUAGCAGGAGCUGCUUCUCGUACUGCAACUGCUCCUCUUGAUCGCCUAAAGGUGGUUUUGCAAGUACAGACUACACAUGCUCGCAUUGUUCCAGCCAUAAAGAACAUAUGGAAGGAAGGUGGUUUAUUGGGGUUUUUCCGAGGUAAUGGAUUAAAUGUUGUGAAGGUUGCACCAGAAAGUGCCAUCAAGUUUUACACAUAUGAAAUGUUUAAAAAUGUCGUUAGAGAUGCUAAAGGGGAAGCGAAGGAUGAUAUAGGUGCUGCUGGCAGACUUUUUGCUGGUGGUAUGGCAGGUGCUGUGGCACAAACUGCUAUUUAUCCAUUAGAUCUUGUGAAGACUCGGUUACAGACGUAUACUUGUGAAGGUGGAAAGGUUCCUUAUUUGAAAACACUGGCAAGGAAUAUAUGGUUUCAGGAGGGACCUCAAGGCUUUUAUAGAGGUCUUGUACCAUCUGUUCUUGGGAUCAUACCUUAUGCUGGAAUUGACCUUGCUGCAUAUGAGACGUUGAAAGAUAUGUCAAAGACAUAUCUGCUUCAUGAUAGUGAACCUGGACCUCUUGUACAACUGGGUUCUGGGACAAUUUCAGGGGCUCUUGGAGCAACAUGUGUUUAUCCAUUGCAGGUUAUUAGAACAAGAAUGCAAGCUCAACGUACUAAUACAGAUGCUUCUUACAAUGGAAUGUCUGAUGUAUUUCGGAGAACCCUUCAACAUGAAGGUUUUAGAGGUUUCUACAAGGGACUCUUUCCAAAUCUUCUCAAAGUUGUGCCAUCUGCAAGCAUUACAUAUCUGGUUUAUGAAACAAUGAAAAAAAGUCUAGAUCUUGAUUAGGGAAUGUAGUAAACGUGCCCAAUGGCCACUAAGAUGAUUAAGCAUUGGUAUUACUGACGAUGAAGAUAACAAGGCAUGAAGAUAUGAAGAUACUAAAAAUAAGAUUACUAAUCCAGUAGCUGAUACACUGUUCAAAUUACAUGAUAGGUGGUAAUUACAUGUGGGAGCACAUGAUUUUGUAGUGAAGAAUGUUCUGGUUCCACAUUUGGCUGAACUAAUCGUUGAGAAACAAGAAUACACUGUGAACUUCUGACUGCCAGGUCAUAGAUGGUCCUUUUCCUUUUCAUUGUCAUUUACACUUUACCUCCAAUGUCCAAAUGAAACAAUCGAUACUUGUUUGCCUCUUUACUUUUAAGCAUGGUGAGGUUAUAUGAAAAUCUUUAACUUA
This is a messenger RNA of Vitis riparia (riverbank grape), 1916 nucleotides long. RefSeq names its product calcium-dependent mitochondrial ATP-magnesium/phosphate carrier protein 2-like. The transcript has 4 exons. Gene Ontology annotation, molecular function: ATP transmembrane transporter activity; calcium ion binding. Gene Ontology annotation, biological process: transmembrane transport. The record is from RefSeq and is a predicted model, not a curated record. Lineage: Eukaryota; Viridiplantae; Streptophyta; Magnoliopsida; Vitales; Vitaceae. The coding region runs from base 38 to 1528 and encodes 496 amino acids.